AUAUAUCCCCUGAUUUUCAUUAAAACAUGUAGCUGUAAUACGAAGAUAAUUGGAAUAUUGUAGUUUCUAAUAGCUACACGUAAUUCUACACGUAUACGGAUGUAUAAUAAUGCAAAUAUCGAUGUGGAAACAUAGCAAGUUCAAAAAUGAGUAAUAACAAUACAUUUUUAACUAACCCUUGGGAUGCAUUAUGCACUGCAACAACAUUUGACAAGGGUAACGAUGCAAAAUCCACGAUAUGUUUGGAGAAUGAAAAUAAUCAGAAUGAUAGACAAAUUGUGAGCAUUGUUACAACCACUAGUAGUCUUUUAAUUGAGUCACUUGUAAAGCAACUAUGUAUAUUAUUUGAAGAUGAUUCAGUAUGCAGAAAUGAAUUAUAUUUUGCUAUUUGUAGUAAACUUCACGAAUUGAAACUUAUCGAUGGUUCUUACAAUGUGAUGGAAUUAGAAUCAUUAAGAAGUGAAUAUCAACAAGCGCUAUAUCAUUUAUUUACAGUUAUACGUGGUACAAUUAGUUGCAAAAAUAUACUUCAGAUUUCUUCAAGUUUAUAUAAAUCGUCAGUGGCAGAAUGGUCUAGGUAUCAUAGAGAAUUUCAAGAAAUAAGCUUUAUUGCUGCUGGAGGAUUUGGAAACGUUUUUAAAGCUUUACAUCGUCUUGAUGGUAUUGAAUAUGCCAUUAAAAAGAUAAAAGUACCAUCUGAUCGAGUUAAAAAUAUAAUGCAGCAUCUUGAAGAAGUGAAAACUUUUGCUAAAUUAAAUCAUACCAAUAUAGUUUCGUACAAAGGUGCAUGGAUUGAGCCAAGAUUACCUUCGAUUUUUAUGCAGAAUUUAAUAUCCUCGAAUCAUUUUCAAAGCAAAUUAAAUUCUAUAGAAUAUAAUGAAAGAAGUGGACACAAGUCAUAUGUAAAUCGGACAUCCAGUUCACAAAGUCAACAAAGUUCAGAUACUGGAAGUAGUCGAAGUUCUAAGGAAAAUGGUAAAGAGAACAUGUUGCUACAACAUAGUAAACAGAUAAAUUGUAAAUCUGAGGAAGAAAGUGAGGAGAAAAAUAGUUCAAACAGUAUAUCCUUUAGAAAUGACAGUAAACUUGAAAGUAAUAAAACAAAAAGUAAUACAAAUUAUACUGACGGCAGUAAUUCGUAUGAAGAAUCUAAUAAAAAUAAGAUAGUUCUACCAUAUAUACUUCGAACGAUGACAUUACAGAAUGAGAAAUAUACAACAUUGUAUAUUCAAAUGGCUCUUUGUGAGAAAACACUUCAACAGUGGCUCGACGAAAGAAUGGAAAUCACUCCACAAACAAUUAUUGCAAUAUUAACCCAAAUUCUUCAUGGUUUAGAUUACAUACAUUCUCGUGGAAUCGUGCACCAUGAUAUAAAGCCCAGCAACAUAUUUAUUUCAACAUCGGAACGGCUACAAAUACAGUUAGGAGAUUUUGGAUUAGCUUGUCUAUUACGAAGUAAAAAUCACCAUUCUAUAAUAGGCACACGUAUGUAUGCAGCGCCAGAGCAACUACAAGGAAAGUGCGAUCCCAAAAGUGAUAUAUACAGCGUAGGAAUAGUACUCCUGGAGCUAUUAAUACAUACGAGAACUCAUAUGGAAAGAAUCGAAAUAAUUAAUAGUUUGAAAAGAGGACAUAUACCUACAACAUUAGCUGCUACUCAUCCUAAAUGGGCGUAUAUAGUAAGUCAGUUGAUACAAGAAGAUCCCAGGAAACGACCAUCAACGAAUCAAUUAUUACAAGAUUUAAACGAAGAUAAAGAUAUGAUGAUAGUACGUUUGAAGAAUGAUAUCAUUGAGAAAGACGAUGUAAUAAAAAACUUACAAGAAAGGAUAUUAAUAUUAGAAGAACAAAUCGUUAAACAUAAUAUUUAAGACAUAUAAACCGUUGUAUCAUUAAAUUAAAAAAUAGAGAAUUUUUAGGAAUAGUACGUAUUAAUAUUUUUUAUGAAGCGAAUGACAAAAUGAUAACGGUGGCUUAUGUGUUUAUAAAAAUAUAACAAAAAAUAAAAGUUCAUAGAAUAUGUAUUUAUUGGAUCUAUAUACAUAUAGAAUAUGAAUUUACUGAAUUGCUAUGCAUUUGUUAAAUAUAUGCAGCAUACAGAAUUGUCCUUUGACGAGGAAAUGCGUUCGCAUGUGUUUUAUUUUAUAUUAAAGUAAAAUAUUUGUAAUUAUUUUUAAUACUAUCGCAAUUUGAUUUUUGUAAAGACAAUGUAAAAAUCACUGUCCACUAUAAUUGUUUAUUGUUUCGUUUAAUAAAAUCGAUAUUUGAAAAAAUUA
Messenger RNA from Frieseomelitta varia, 2276 nucleotides. Its product is annotated as eukaryotic translation initiation factor 2-alpha kinase 1-like. Gene Ontology annotation, biological process: protein phosphorylation. The record is from RefSeq and is a predicted model, not a curated record. The transcript is spliced from 9 exons. Lineage: Eukaryota; Metazoa; Arthropoda; Insecta; Hymenoptera; Apidae. Gene Ontology annotation, molecular function: protein kinase activity; ATP binding. Bases 147 to 1871 code for a protein of 574 amino acids.